Mycena indigotica is the source of this 2799-nucleotide messenger RNA. RefSeq lists its product as uncharacterized. The transcript has 9 exons. The coding region runs from base 1 to 2799 and encodes 932 amino acids. The record is from RefSeq and is a predicted model, not a curated record. NCBI's taxonomy places the organism in Eukaryota, Fungi, Basidiomycota, Agaricomycetes, Agaricales, Mycenaceae.
AUGACAGCUCCCAACUCUGUUGACUUUGCAAGUAUCCUGCAGGCGCUGCAGCCGCUUGUCACCUUUGCCCAAAAUCUGCAGCCGCAGAACACAUCGACAUCCAGUCCCACUGCCUCCCUUCUGCCCACUCAAUCAAACUCUGCACCCCCUGUGGCAACCCGCUAUGCGCGGUCCUCGCUCCCGACCGCCCCUCAAGGCUAUCCGAACACUGCUGGAACUUCCUUCGCUGGAAUAGGCUUCAACUCGCUGGUUCGAAAUGGCAUCGGUCCUAACUCGAGCAUCCCCCGCUUCCCCUCCACUCGCUCCCGCCCAGGCUCCGCGGCUCUUAGCUCCGCAAACGACCGGCGCCUUUCUGCCGCCGAAGCGCAUGGCCCAACAGCGUCUUCAAGUCAGCUUCCCAUUCGUCGUGCCCGACGAGGGCCUGCAAGGCAUGCGCCCAGCACAACAUCAAAUCCCCAGGCGGCUGCUGUGUUGUCUGUCCGACGCCAUAGCGAGAUCACGCUCUCCGCUACAGACGUCGCUAUCCGGCAUGUAGUCUUUACACCAACGUCCAGCGCCAACCUUGCUGUGCCGCAAACAUUAUGGAACGAAUUCCUUGAGUUUGGGACCGCCCAUGGCUUAAUCCUCGAGACCGUCGUAUCGCAGGACAUUACGCUCGGAGAUAUGACCCCCGAUAUCAUCAAUUGGCUCGAGGCCGGGCCGGGCCGGUGGAAACUCGGAUCCUCGUCGACGGAAAUAACGCGUUACUUGCGAACGCGACUGCCUUCCCUCCAACACCUGCGUCUUCUCAACAAAGGAACCGCCCGAGGUGACGGCUCCAUCAUGUUGGGACGCGUCACCAUCGACUCCAUGCUUUCGGUCAGCCAGAUGCUGACCGAGCGGGCCUCCGAAUUUGCCAAGCAUGGCAUCUGUCUUCGCGACAAUCGCCUCCACAUCUUUUGGGUCAUCGCGAACAACAACGUCUCAUGUGUUGCAAGUGUCGACAACGGCCCCAAACGCCGCCACAGCGCAUGCAUCCCUGCCCUCCAACAUGCUCUCUUUUGCUCUGAAACGAGUCUGGGUGUCGCCGAGGACUGGGAAGGGCCUGCGGAGUGCGAGUCGGGUGGUGAAACGGACGACGAGUUUGAGAUCGAUGAUAUACUUAUGCGGGACGACGAUGACCUGGCAGCCACGCCGACGCCCCGACCUCGGAGGAACGCCGCCGGGGAAUCAGCCUCGGUGGAGUCGAGCAACCUACCCAGCAAUAGUGCAGCGGUGAAUUCUACCACAACGGCAAUCCGUCCACUGCAUCCUCUGUCUGUUUCGUUCCAGCUCCGCGGCCAAGGCGCUGUUUUUGCAGAUUACACGCCGCCUGCCGGAACAGCAGCGAUGCGUGAAGUACACUUCGCUCCUGACCUUGCUGUGGCUGCGACGAAGGCUGCGUCGGAUGGGAACGUCCCUGCCGAGUUGAUUGUCGAAGGCGAGACGAAUGCGGACAUGGCGCAGGACUUGAUCCGUGUUAUCAAGGACUGCUACGAAGACGGUCAUUUUGAUAUGGUCCUGACGUCGGAUCGAACGUUCCGUCGUAUCAAGAUCGAUCCACGGACAGGAGAGAAAAAGAAGGUUGCUGAUGGGAUGGGUGUGGAACGAGAGGUCGUCUAUGCUGCCUUCCAGUUCUUCACGCAAGAACACGCGGGCCAAUUUCUGCUACACCGAGCCGACGAUUUCUGCAGCAUUGCGACAAUUCCCAAUCGGGCCAUCGUCAGCGAGGCGCGCAAAGCUUCAAUGGCUGCAUUUGGGUGCGUAACCGCCCUCAUGCUUGUUCACCAAAUGGCACCGUCGCCUCUCAUCUCCGGUCUCAUUUUACUUCCGGCCUGCCGAUUCGAUAUGCGCUGCUUCACACGCGCCUUCCUCGAAAAGAACCAUCCUGAGCUCGCGCUGGACAUCAUGAGGGUGAAGGAGGCGGGGCAUUUGGGCGACAUCUCGGACCGGCAAAUCCAUUUCUCAGUCUUUCACCAUGAUAUCCAGGUCGCUCAAUUCAAUGAACGCGCCGAACCUCAGCACGAAGCCCUUCUCUCCGCGAUGGUUUUAGCUGGUAUUAUCGGCGGGCAGCAGACGGACGGACCAGAGGCCAUCGCAUGGUACACCGGGCUCAACUCUCUUUGUUCUAAUGGGUUCUCCGUGCUCGAGCUUCUCCGGUCCGCCCCAGGCGGAGUUUACUCCUUCCUAGAGACGGUGUAUGGCACUAUCAUUCGAGAUCCCAGUGAUUUCAUGGAGGCCGUCUCUGUCAAUGGGCUGCCACGCCUUGCUGCCCAAGCGCUAUCGGGCCUGGAUAACGUGGUGCAAGCCAUGGUCAUGCGAAAGGUCAUAUCCGAAUUCCUCGCUCGUACCGGAAUCCCUAACCUUGACGAGUUCGACGCCAUCCGUGGGAGUCUGAGCCCUCAGAUUCAGUUCGACGACGCCGACGGCAUCGCAUUCCGUAGCCGGCUUGCUGCGUGGGCCAUAACUGGCAGUCCCCAUCUGCCAUCGCGCAACGAGCUCAGCCAGAUGAAAAUUAGUUUCAUCCUCCCAACAGAGCCGAUCUAUUUGGCGUGCGUUCGGAAUACUGACUUCCAUUACGAGGCCGGUAACAUUCUGUUCCGUGCGUGCUUCCGUUCCGCCUAUAUUCCCUAUGGAUUCCUCGUCAAACUUUGCGCCAAGACAUAUCCCACGCUUGACGAGGCUGGCAACGCGGUCGCCCCAUUCACGCUGGAGGAGGCCAUCGACAACUGGCUUUUUUUGCAGUUCAUUAACGCAAUUGGUGGUCAUAGUAUUGCAUAG